UGUUUACGACUUUUUGCGACAUUUUGCGUCACCUGUGUUUCAUCAUGCCAGUAGAGGAGGACAUGCAGUGUAAUAAUUUGUUACUAACAAACAAGCACGAAGUGAAAUGAGGGAUAACAUUCUUGAUCUGUGUCAUUGAAAACCCUGCACGUCAAGGACACGCGUGAAGGUGAACACAUCGGUGAAACAAUUAAAUAAAUUGGUUUCACGACUUCACAGGAUGGUUGGUUGGCCCACACAAUAAAACGAGACAGAAUGGCGAGAAGUUGAAAAGGCGUGCCAAGUCUGCUGGGAACCUCAGCCCUGAGCUUUACCCACAACCCUUCACCCCACCAUCACCGCUCACUGGGACACAAACAACCUUUGUGGCUGCGCACUCUCUGCUGAAUUCCAAUUUGGACAAAUGCAGGGUGUUUUGUGUUUUGGUGGACAAGUGCCACUAACGUCCAGCUGGGGGCAGUCUAACCUGAAGUUGCUGUUAAAACGAUGGCUGGAAUUACCUGCUUUAUGAAGACAACAAACAGCUGCAGCUGGGAUGGAACGUUCCUCGCACGGUUCUCAGCCCACAGACUCGAGCCCUCCUUCACUGCAGCACGUCUGCUCACAGGCGACAAUGACUCCUCCACACCCCCAGCCCCGGACCUCCCCUCUCCAUGAAGGAGAGUCCGGGGGCUGAUGCUGCUCCUCCGGGAUGCUCUACAUCUCCACCAGCAUCACCAGCUGCGUUGUCUCCAACUGCUCCAACAGCUCAUUUGUCCAAAAUCAUAUACGGCGUCCAAGGCCCGCCCCCUCGUGAGUCAGUGAGGAAAGAAGUGUUGUCCUCCUUACCACAGUGGCUGCAAAAACAUUUUCCCCUGGUGAACAAACGCUGAACUAAGGACCUUCUUGACCUCAUACACCUCUGCAGUAGCCACUCUUCACUUGCUGUAAAUGGAGUCAACCACCUUGCCUCACCACACUUGGGCAGAGAGAUGCAUCUGUGCGCUUACACUCCUAUAAAUCACAGUGUGAGUGUUUCUUGGCUGAAAUAAAAAGCAGUGGCAUACACUUCGUCUGUCCAAGAGGCGCUGGUGGUCCGUGACUGAUCCUCCAAAUUUGACUUUGCAACUCUCAAGCAUCAUGGGUAGAAAAAAGAUUCAGAUUCAACGGAUCACUGAUGAAAGAAACAAGCAGGUGACUUUUACAAAGCGAAAGUUUGGCUUGAUGAAGAAAGCCUAUGAGCUGAGUGUGCUGUGUGACUGCGAGAUUGCUCUGAUCAUCUUCAACCAUGCCAACAAGCUGUUCCAGUAUGCCAGCACUGAUAUGGACAAGGUCUUACUCAAGUACACAGAGUACAAUGAGCCUCAUGAGAGCCGGACUAAUGCAGAUAUCAUUGAGACUUUGAGAAAGAAAGGCUUCAACGGUUGUGACAGUCCAGAGCCUGACGGUGAAGACUCCAUCGACCAGAGUCCCCUGAAUGAUGACAAGUACCGAAAGACCACAGAGGAUCUGGAUGUUCUCUUCAAACGCUAUGGACAGUCAACAGCUCCUCCCCAGACCUUCUCCAUGCCAGUCACCGUCCAGGCGUCCAGUCAAAGCACACUGCAAUUCAGUAACCCUGGCAACGCACUGGUAACUACCUCCUAUGUAACAUCAUCGCCGCUCACCGAUUCCCACCUCCUGUCACCACAGCAACCAGCUCUUCAGAGAAAUACCGUGUCUCCUGGGUUACCACAGCGACCAGCGAGUGCAGGGGCCCUUCUUGGCGGAGACCUGAAUAAUUCAAAUGGCGGAUGCCCAAGUCCUGUCCCUAAUGGAUACACCAGUGCCAGGGCCUCCCCAGGCCUCCUCACUGUUUCCAACGGCAACAGUUUGGGAAAAGUAGUUCCAGCCAAGUCUCCACCUCCACCUCCCAGCCCCCAGAUGGUCAACAGCCGCAAGCCAGACCUCCGAGUUAUCACCUCACAGGGUGGAAAGAGCCUCAUGCAGAUGAAUGCCCAGAGGCUGGCAGCUGGAGCCCAGGUGGCGCAGUCCCUCACCACACCAGUGGUCUCUGUAGCCACACCAAGCCUCUUGGCUCAGGGGCUGCCCUUCUCUGCCAUGCCCACUGCAUACAACACAGAGUACCAGCUGACCAGUGCAGAUAUCACUGCUAUACAUGCUCUGGCUUCACCUGGUGCCCUGUUGUCAACUAGCGUGUCCUCAUGGCAACAGCAGCAAGCUGUAACCCAGCAAUCCCAGCAACAGCAACAACAGCAGCAGCAGCAGCAGUUCAGUCUUGCAUCACUCAGUAACUUAGUCAUGUGGGGUGUGGACAAACAGAGCAGCGAGCUGUCUAGCCAGGUGUCCAGUCUGGCUGCCAAUCUGAGUGUUGGCUCUCCGUCCAACCUGCUCUUGGGUAGAGAUGAGUGGUUGGGCCGGCCGGUGACUCAGUUACCUCAAGGUGCCAUGCUGACUGUCAACACAAACUCUGGUGUGAGCAUCAAAUCUGAGCCCGUCUCGCCUGGCCGGGAUCGCAGCACCCCCCUUCCUCCCGCGCCUUCCUCCACAACGCCGUCCUCAACUUCAGGAGGAUCCAUCCUGACCGCCCCACCACAGUACCCGAGCUCUCUGCUCUGUCUGGAGCUGCCGACCGGUCGCUCGCCUGCAGACAGUGUGAGCAGUAACGCCAGCUCUUUUGAAGGGAGCGAUCGGGAUGACACGGGUACUGCAGGAGGUGGCGGUGGUGGUGGUGGUGGAGGAGGAGGUGGCGGCGGCAGUGGUGGUGGAGCUGGAGCCCCUGGUUCUGCAGCCAGAUCUGUGCCCCCUGACUACAGCCCUUCAGUUGAGCUCCUGAGGGCAUCAGGCGAUUCAGAGCAGGAGGGAGGAAACAUAAAGCGUAUGAGAUUGGACGCCUGGGUCACAUAGAGGCACCAGCACCAGCCCACUGCUCCCCACAACCUCUGGAAGUUAUGGUGACACUUUAGACACACAACACACCCCAGGUCAUCUUUAAAACCCCCACUGCCCCAACCCACACUGCCACGUGACACUAUUAUCCUCCAUCGUCCUCGGUUCACAAAGAAACACAACUAAGCGUCACUUAGACUUGUUAAAAUAAAAUUGACUUAAUAAAGAAAAUCUUUGUAGGAUCGUACUGAGGAGAGAAUGGCGUUAGUGCUCGCCUGGAUAUUUAAUCCCCUGCCUUUGAGAGACAGUAGACUUUAGACUUUAAAGCCUUCUUGCUUGAAUGGACUCCAGAAUUGUAAUUUCUCCUGAUAGAAACAACAAAAUCAUGAAAAAAAAAUCCCUCUUUUCACAUAGUUUCUGCAUUAGCUUCAUGUAUUUACUCCUAAGGGAUCGGUGGCUUGUUCAUGUUAUUGGACUUGUGCUGUAUGACUGGCCACUUCCUGCUCUUCAUUAUCCACCUGGACAGUGUGUUGCCCCUUCUACCAAACUGCACUAUUGGAAAUUAGUUUUUAUGUGAACCCAUUUGAGGAUGGAGACACUAAUUAAACUUUAGACUUAAACAGGUUCUCUCUCUGUGUUAGAGAACCAGCCUCAACAGGCCCUGAGCCCUCUUGUGGCACUCUGCAGCUAUGGCACUUUGCCAGAGUGCCAAUAUCAACCUCUCUUUUAGAUGACAAAAAAAAUGCCAAAUGCCUCUCAGACCCAAGCAGGGACACUGACAAAUGGUCACUCAUGAAAAACUGGCACAGCCCAUGAACUGUCUCUGCUUUUUAGACAGUGAAGCUGUCAUCAGUCUCCUCCUCCUCCUCGUCCUCCUCACCUCAUCUAAGACAUUACAUUUGCCGUCACUCGCCUCCUCAGACUCCCGUCCUCUCACCUCAUCUCCUCUGGAAUUUGAGUGGAAAAUCGCUGCAGCAGAAACGCAGCCUCUCAUUGGACUUUAUAACCAGGAGUAGACGCCAUCCAUUAAAAAAAAAAAAAAAAUUGUAGUGAUGUGAGUUUUUGGAGCCUGUGCUGGCUUUUUAUUAAAGGUAGAGAAGUAUUUGGUUCUUUCAGUCCAAGUGUUCUUUAUCUGUUGGUAUUUAAACGAAUCUGUUUUGAAGGUCUGUUAGUCGUCCAGAAGUAGGAACUCUGACUUUGUGUAGAAAGGAAAAAGAAAAAAAAAUCACUCCUUAUACAAGAGCUUUGAUGUCCUUUAUCUCUCUCUCUCUCUCACUCUCUCUCUCUCUCUCUCUCACACCUUUAGCUCUUUGCCGUGUUUCAAAAAGUGAAAGGAAAUAAGACAUUUUCUAUAUUUCUACGGCUUCAUGUCGAUGACAAAGUAACAAUAGCUUUUCAGCUUCAACCACGCGUAUGUACAUAUGAAUAUAUUUGCAUAGACUAUGCUAGGUAUCCCUAAAAACAAGCAAUGUGUUGACUCUCAGUGGAUCUGUUUGCAUAUACGUACGAGUGUGUGAAUUUGAUAUGUUUCUGAACUACGGUGCAGGGGUUUUAACAUGCCACAUUUGGCGGUGCUGUUGGAUCAGACUUGUUUCAGUGAAAACUACUUUAUGCUUGUGUUGACUUUUCUGUCUCUGACUCACAGAGACCUGCUUGGUUGUGGUGUCAUUAUAUUCUCCCAACACUUGAGUGGACACCCUCACUUUAUACGCUCAUCACAACAUUACAGCACUGCCAUUCACUUCUAUUGAACUCGGAGAAGAUGCACUCACAUGACUGACAGAGCUCUGUUACAUGUGUCCCACAUCAAAAAAACAGUUCAUGCCUUUUACUUUUACACCUUUUUUUUUUUAAGCGAUUGGCUCACAAGUGCUGUGUUCGUUUGUGGUUUCAUUGUUUUUGUCCAAACCAUUUCAGGUUUGUGUGUGAGUUAAGGGUGUGUGUGUGUACGUUUGUGUGUGUGUGUGUGUGUACACCGGUUGUUUAUGCCUAGAAACAGAAAAAGUCUCUCGAUGCUCUUAGUGCAGCCUGGUGUGUCAGCUGAUGUUUGUUGACUGUUGAUUCUCUACUUAAAGCAAUGCUACACUUAAGGUCUGAGUGGGUGAGGCGCCUGCUUUUAUCAUGAGUACUCUUUAAAAGUGUGAGUUUUGUGUUUGGGGAAAAAAAAAAAAUCACAGUGCUGUAGGACUUUUCACAAACAGACACAGGUUUAACAUCAGAGUUCUGGGCUGUUUUUGUCAGGAUCUGCUGCGUUGUCCUCCUCUGCGUCCACAGUGUGGUGUGAAGCUGUUCUGUUUGACUAAUGUCUAGGUCCUUGUUUCACUCUGAAUUAUGAAAAUGACACUUUUGUAAAUGGACUUUCCCCACCAGAGUUUGAUGAGAAGAUAUCACAGAUUUAGAAAAGUCUGUGUUUUUUUGUUUUUUUUUUCAUGUUGAGCUUGAACGUCAGCAUUUUAACUCUUGACAGAAAUGCACUUACAUUGAGGUUCUGUUAACAUUCGGUCACAGUAUCACCUUCAAACCUACCUUCAGUUGGAAUGAAACAGUGACUGGAAAUAUGUGGAAAAAAAUAAAAAGGGCUCCUAGAAAUGCUGUACCAAGUGUUGCCAGAAGGGGGCUGGCAGCUGUAGUCAUUUAUGUGAAUUCACCAUGAGAAAGUUGAUGACAUCAACUGAUUUAAAUUUGAAUAAGAGCUCUUUGUUUAACGGUGGGUUUAAUGCUGUGGCCCAGUUUGAUGAGGUUUCAUAGGUGAGAAUCAGAUAUACUAACUUGAACCCCUGGAGGAAGUAGUUUGUGUUGCAGCUGCUCCUGUAGGAGCAUCUCUGAAAGAGGAGAAGUAUACUUAUUUAUAGGAAAUAUAGAAAUAUUUAGGUUUUUCCGCACAUGUGCUGUUUAGCACAUUUACACACUUGUUUCAAUUUACUGUGCUAGUUGUAGCGUCACUAACACACAGGGGCCAGAGUUAAAGAGUCUGAUGGCCAGAGGCAGGAAUGAUUUACUGUGGUGCUCUUUGGUUCACCUUGGUGGAAUAGUCUGUUGUUGAAGAUGCUCUUGUGUCUGACCAGUGAAUCACUGUCCAACACUGACCUGAGACAGCCUCUAGGGAGGCAAAUUCUGAAGAAGCCUCUUUAGCAAAAGUCUCUCAUCAGAGGUUGAAGAAAGUCCAACUGGCUUCUUGACUUCAGGAAUUGAAACUAUGGCGUCUCUCAAUAGUCUUGAAAAUCCAUGUGGAUCAGUUUUUAAGCACAAAGGUAAAACAUGUUUAAUACUUUCUGCAGCUUUAGGAACUAAGUAUCUUCUCAUCAAACUUGGCAUUGAUUGAUUGACAGAUUGAGAGAACUUAAUUGAUCCAAUAGGAGUUUCCUUUGGGAAAUUCAGCAUUUUCUAAUGUUCCAAGGAUUAACCUCGACUGGCACCAGCCUCCUGACCGACGUUAGCUCAGUCCUUUUUACGGACGUGGAUUUCUCUUUAAAGUAAUACUUUUGUGUGUUUGUGGGCGUCGACUGUGGACUGAAAUGUGACACCACACUGACGGGCUCUGAGUUCUGCCUGCGGCAGGUUUGUUCCUGUACAAUAGGGUUCUGUGGCCGAUCCAGCAGUGUAGUCAUCAGACAAUCUAUAUAUGAGAAGUGAACGGAAAAACCUGCACCCUGUUUCUUGUUGUGUACAAUGUUUUUUAGAAUCUCACUAUUUUUGGAUUAAUUUGUGCUGGUGACAGUUCCAUUGUCUAAUUAUUCUAUUGAUAUUAUGAUGGAGCUUUUAUUUUAUUGCUAUUUUGUGUAGAAUAGCCAACUGUUUUUACAUUUCUCUCUUUCUCUCUCUCGCGCGCUCUCUCUCGUUCUCUCUUUAUUACUUCACCUUAUCAUAGACAUAUAGUACUGGGUUCCUUUUUGGAAACACCUCGCUGACAAUUGCACGAUCAGUUGUUGUGGUUUUAGCAAAUGCAAUGAAGGAAGGAAACACCAGUUACAUGCUGCAAUUGUAAUUCAAAUAUAGAAUAUAUUUAUUAAAAAAAAAAGCAAAAACGGGAAACAGCAGAAAUUAGUAAUUCAUGAAAU
Molecule: messenger RNA, 6926 nt
Organism: Cynoglossus semilaevis (tongue sole)
Lineage: Eukaryota; Metazoa; Chordata; Actinopteri; Pleuronectiformes; Cynoglossidae
Product: myocyte-specific enhancer factor 2D homolog
Exons: 17
Coding region: 1120-2886 (588 amino acids)
Biological process (GO): positive regulation of transcription by RNA polymerase II; heart development; cell differentiation
Molecular function (GO): histone deacetylase binding; protein dimerization activity; DNA-binding transcription factor activity, RNA polymerase II-specific
Source: RefSeq, a predicted model, not a curated record